Sclerotinia borealis F-4128 is the source of this 837-nucleotide messenger RNA. NCBI's taxonomy places the organism in Eukaryota, Fungi, Ascomycota, Leotiomycetes, Helotiales, Sclerotiniaceae. The record is from the annotation of a GenBank genome assembly.
AUGGCGCAAUCCUUGAAUAACCUCUACAAAUUCAUCGUUCCCUUAGGAAUUGGUGCUGCUGCCGUUCAAUCCUCAAUAUACGAUGUAAAGGGUGGCACUCGAGCAGUUAUCUUCGAUCGUUUGUCUGGAGUGAAGGAGACGGUCGUCAAUGAGGGCACACAUUUUUUGAUUCCUUGGUUGCAAAGAAGUAUCAUCUAUGAUGUACGCACGAAGCCAAGAAAUAUCUCGACUACAACGGGAAGUAAGGAUAUGCAGAUGGUCAGCUUGACAUUGAGAGUUCUACAUAGACCUGAGGUCCAACAGCUACCUAAGAUUUACCAGAACUUGGGUCAAGAUUAUGACGAGAGAGUUCUCCCCUCCAUCGGGAAUGAAGUUCUUAAAUCCAUCGUCGCUCAGUUCGAUGCAGCUGAACUUAUCACCCAACGUGAAGCAGUCAGCAACCGUAUUAGAUCGGAUCUCCUAAAGCGUGCCCAGGAAUUCAACAUCGCACUUGAGGAUGUCUCAAUUACACACAUGACAUUCGGUAAAGAGUUCACUCGCGCCGUCGAACAAAAGCAAAUUGCUCAACAAGAUGCCGAAAGAGCGAGAUUCAUUGUUGAGAAGGCAGAGCAGGAAAGACAAGCAAACGUCAUCCGUGCAGAGGGUGAAGCAGAGAGUGCAGAAACCAUCAGCAGAGCUGUUGCAAAGGCAGGAGAUGGUCUGAUCAUGAUUCGAAGAAUCGAGGCUAGCAGGGAGAUUGCGCAGACGUUAGCAGGCAACCCUAAUGUCACUUACCUGCCCGGUGGUGGAGAGGGUGGUAAAGAAGGUGGUGGAAAGUUUUUGCUUGGCUUGAGAUGA